AUAACGCUGUUAUUUUAUUCAUUUGGUCGACACGAGAAGAUGCCCUCUUCGGCAUUAGCCAGAGGAAAGCUCCUUCUUAAGAAGAAUAAUAAUAACGGGGAGGAAGAGGAAGAGGAGGAGGAAGACGACGACGAGGAGGAGGGUGUAGAACGUCGUGUCGAAAAUAGAACGUUAUUUCGACUGAGGAGGAUACGUUCGUUGAGGUUCGGGCAUGCGGAAGAUAUCAGCAUGUCUCAGGGCUCGUCGUUGUCGAACGAUUUGGACGGGACGAUGUGUGAUUUGGAAGGAAAUCAUCAACAACAACAACAACAACAGCAUCCUUGUCAAUGUUCAACGAUGAGUGGGAUUAAUUCGAUCAGAACGCAACGUGAUAGAACUGAUAGAAGCGUCAUGGGAAGUACGAGAAUUUCGAAUAAUCAGGAACUACCGCGAGGAUUGGAAACGUUGCAGAGUGCAUUCGAACCUUUGAGAAGAUUGGACAGCCCAAUGUCUCAUCAGGAGACAAGAAACGUUGAGAUUUUGGAGCAUCAAAACACGCCAAUGUCGCGACACGCUAGGAAUGUUCCAUGUAGUCCAAGAAAUUUAGAUCUCUCGCGAAAUCUUGCCUUUGAAGCAGCUAGAAGAGUUCAGGAAUCAUCGAGUUUGCAGGAAAGUCGACAAAGUUUGACAUCGAGUCCUAGUCAUCUUUCGGAUAGCAAUUUGAAUCCUAUGGAAACUUCAUUGUCGUCUAAAGAAACUUCGGAAAAACAAUUGGACGAUCCGUGUGGUUUAUCACCUAAACAAAACAUUUCAAAGGAUAAAUUGAAAAAUAUCCAACAAGUAUUGAACACAUAUCAGCAUCAUCGUAUACCUAUCAGCGGGGAAUCUAAUACACCUGAACGAAACGUUCACGGACAUUUUCACGGUGAUUCUCACGUGCAUUUGCACAAGCAUAACGUCGAUAACACGAGAACUAAUGUGAAUUUAGAAGCAAGCGAGGGUCUUAAAGGAUUCCAGCAGCGACAACAACAUAGCCAUCAUCAUCACGGAACGCCAAAGACCUCUAGCGUGACUCAUCAUCACGGGUCGGCGAUGAUGCACCAUGCGGGGGGACACCAUCAUGGAAAUCUUGGUGGCGGGUUGGUCGGUCAUAUACACGGUAACCCUUCAACGAGUUUAAAUGGAUCUGGUAAUGGUACAGCGACGAUUAAUCAUGGGAAUACUGUGACCGGUGUUAAUAAUUCAAACUCUCAUCACCAUGGAAAUCCUAUCGCGGCGGGUACGACGACGACUAUGACAACGACGACUAUUACCAUUACGACAACUACAACGAUGAUGUCCGCAGUAGCUGGGACAACUACCACGACAUCGAUCAUAGGACAAAAAGGUUCACCUUUGACGAGUCAUCGUCAUCCAACCGUGUCGAGUGCAAUGAGCGGCACGUCUUCUAACUCGAGCAUGAUGAAUCACGGUGGAUCACCGAGCGUACAUCGGCACGUAUCGGUAAACGCGAGUGCCAGUUUGUCGGCAACCCCAUUGGUUGCCAGACAUCAUGGGAGCAGUUCGACCGGUAGCUUGACAGGUCGUUCGAGUGUCAAUCAUCAUCACGUGAGUUCUGGUAUCUCGUGUGAAUCUUCAUCGUCUAAUGCGAAUACAAGGACUCACAGCAGAUUGGAUCACGUUCACGAUCACCAUCAUCUAUUGCAACAGGUGCACUCUUUACACCCUGAUUCGAGAUCGAGAGAUAGGGCAGCCUCGUUAGUUCAUCCCCUCGAUGAACAACAACAUCAUCCACAUCAUCAUGGGCACGUUCAUGCACAUGGUCAUCCUCAUUUGCAAAACAACGAUACCAAAAAUUCAUCCCUGAUAAGAAUGGACGCUAUACAGGUGUCAGCACCAUCGAAGAGUAGCAAGUGUCAGUGUCACGCUGUACAACAGGGUAACAGGAACAAGAGAAAUUCUGAGGGUGAGACUGACGACAGUGGUGGAAUAGUUGAAGUAACGUCGAGAACCCAUCAACCACCGGCUUUACCACCACGACCACCACCCAGACCAACCAGACGUUAUGAAACAACAUCCACUGAUCAAUGUCAUACUGGUGAAGGUGGGUGCUGCAAGAAAUACGUUGUUCUUUGUUGCCUAUGCGGUGGUCUCAGCGCAGCAGUUGGUAGUGUCUUUUUGGCGGUACAUGCUGUCCUUUCAGCCCACACGGCCAGUUUAGCGUUAUUCGAGACUGUACCAUCUUACAUUCCUGGUAUAAUGUUGAUACUGAUGGGAUUAUUCACUAUGCUUUUGGCUAGACGAAAACAUAGAUACGGACUUUUGAUGAAAGUUUGCGGCUCGGUUGGGGUCGUAUGUGCAUUGGUGUGCGUUUUGGUGACAGUUACAACGACAGUAAUUCACAUGUCUCGAUUGCAAGGACUCAGAGAGUGCGUUUAUACAGCAAGAGCCAGGUCGUGCACGUGUUAUGGUGCACCGCAAUCUAAAGGUGAUCCAGGUGUCCUGUUCGAAGGUACACCACAUUGCGAAGCGGUACACGGUGCACUUUACACCUGUCUGCGUGCACUUUUCGGUGUAUCUGUGGCUGGUAUACUUGCCUGUAUAUUCUCGUGCAUGUUGGUUUAUCAAUUACUGAGUCACGAAAAGAAAAAAAUGUAUUGGGAACAAUUGGAACUAAGAUGUAGAUCGUUGUACGGUCAAGGAGGCCCAGUAGGGCCACCGACCGCAUCCUGUGGAUGUUGCAACGAUUGCGGCGGGGCCAGUCCGUGGUGGGCACAAACCCCAGGCAAUCUCUACACGCCGAAUCCUGACUUGGCACCUUCCAGACGGUGGCGAUUACCUUGGUCCAGACCCAGAGGACCAGCACCGAGCCCAGACUCAAAUUACGGAUUCCACACUCAAACGAGACAAACUGAGACCAACCCCGACAAUGCGGCUGGCCCUUAUAGCGUCCUAAAUUCGCAAUCAAGUGGUCCUUAUUCAGUUCUGAACACACCCAACGGACCCUAUACACCGAGUACAGCAUCCUACAGUGUUUUGGAGACACCUGUACCUCUAUGGGGUCCACCACCACCUUACAGCGAUCCUAACAGUCCAGCACGUAGACCACAAGUCGCGGAUACCAGGCCGAGAAUGAGCAAAAGGAUCGAUAAUUUUGACGGGAACGAAGAUCACAGAUCGAGAUCGACGAAACGUCCAUCGGACAAUUACGAAAAUGCCGAAGAAAUUUCUAAUAGUACAGACCCGGAAGGUGGAAACGAUGGAACGAUGAAGGGUAGGAGAGCUAGGAAACCUUUAAAGGGUGUCGAGAAUGGUGCUUUCCAACAGGAACCCAAUCCCGGUGGCAAACAAUCGGAAAGUGAAUUAUAUUUCGGUGAUGUUUCUUCCUGUUGCGGUCCCGAAAGUAGUUUCUAUGAUUUGGCUGUUGAAAAAGAAGGUGCUGAACAUUCGGAAGGGGUGGAUUAUUUAGCAGCUCGUUUGGGCAAACGACAAUUAUCUAAACGAUCUAGACUUCCUCUUCCGUUACCCUCGGACGGGGGUGACAUACCUUCCGACAGUUAUGCCAACAGUGACGAACCUAGAAACACUAGGGGACCCUUUUUAGCACCGGAUGCUCAAUACGAGGUUAUUCAGCAAGCUCGUUACUCGUAUUACUCGCCAAAAGAAGACGAAGAACUCGACGAAGAGGCUGCCACGUCGAGUUACUUCAGAGAAGAGGAGAAUGAUCGUCCAAGGGAAAGGGAUUAUAGGGACUAUCACAGCGGUCAGGAAGAGGAAACACCUCAGUGUUGUUUGAGCGAUUCCACGACUUUGGAUUCUGGCUGGCAAAGUGGUGAACAACAGCAAUCGGACGAUAACGUUAGACCGGUUAACGUGUAAAUCGAUUGUUUUUCUUUUUAUUUGUUUUUUUUUUCUUUCCCUUUGGAAAUAGAAAAUCGAUAGGUGGUGGAAGAAUUCCCUCGUACUCGAAGAACAAUUUUGUGGAUCGUUUCAAAGUGUUAACAAUUUAUCGAUAGCUCGAUCGCAGAUCUUACUAACAGAUUUUAAUUAGAUUUUAAUCAUUUCGUUAUUUUUCUGACACCGAUUAUAGUCGGUGUCAGAAAAUAUCAUGAAGUAACUGCAACGAAGUUAUCAUUUUAUGCACAGAAGUAAGAAUCAUGUCUCCCAGACGUUGUUUUAAGGCAAACGAUUAGUAGAUUAGCGUUUGGUAAAGUGUUAACAUUAUUAUCGAUCUUUUUAUUCGUUCGUGAUAUACCCCUUUCGAUUUUUCUGAGACUGAAACGACGUUGCCAUAAUUUCAAAUUAUUCUUAAAGGCCAAGAAGAUGCGAUAUAUAGUAUAUUGAAAUAUUCCUUCUUUUCUUUCGUUUUUUUCUUCGGAUAAAAGAUAAGAUUUUAAUAUGUGGUUAAUGUGUGUAUGAGAAAUAUUAUUAUUAUUAUUAUUAUUAUAUUUAAUUUAAGUGAGAAUUAUUUUUCUCUUUUUCUCUCAACGAUUGAGACGUUCAUGAUUGCUCGUAGUAAUUGUUAAUAGUAUAUUUUAAUUAUAAUAAUCGUAAGAACACAAAUGACCGCCAUUUAUUUUCUUGACGAACAUUGUAAUAAUAAUAAUAAUAAUAAUAGCAAUGAUAGUAAACUUAUUAACUAAUGGAAGAAAGAGGCUUGUUGUGUACGAUGCGGCAGCAACGAA
This is a messenger RNA of Polistes canadensis, 4664 nucleotides long. RefSeq lists its product as uncharacterized. The record is from RefSeq and is a predicted model, not a curated record. The transcript is spliced from 10 exons. NCBI's taxonomy places the organism in Eukaryota, Metazoa, Arthropoda, Insecta, Hymenoptera, Vespidae. The coding region runs from base 40 to 3858 and encodes 1272 amino acids.